Molecule: messenger RNA, 2073 nt
Organism: Lingula anatina
Lineage: Eukaryota; Metazoa; Brachiopoda; Lingulata; Lingulida; Lingulidae
Product: E3 ubiquitin-protein ligase RNF13
Molecular function (GO): zinc ion binding
Source: RefSeq, a predicted model, not a curated record
GGGCGUAGUAACACGUUAUGUAUUUAAUUGGGAAUAUAUACAUUUAAAACAAAAUAGAAUCCCAAGUGAAUUGUAUUUUGAUUAUUGGAGAUUAUGCUUAAAGCAACAAUAUUUUAUUCAAAUUAAUCAUAUCUUAAAGAAGCCUACAUAAGUGGUAAAUAUUCAGUACUAUUUUCUAACGCAUGUGGACAGAGGUGUGUGAUUUUCAAGAUACUCCGUGCUAGAUGAGUUCAAUGAAAAAUGUGUUGAGGAUCAGAACUAUGGGGAAGCAUCCCAGCAUGAUUUACUUGUAUGGUAUUCUCAACUUGGUGUCCUUGUGUCAGAGCAUAUAUGUAGAGGCCAACGUACAUGUGCUUGACCACCUCAAUAAAACAGUGGAGGAAUACUAUGACAUUCAACCUCACUUUGGACCAGGUAUUUCUAACAGGGGGAUCUGGGGAUACUUGAUAUAUACACAGCCCCAUAAUGCCUGUGCCCCAGUGGAUCCUCCUCCUUUCCAAACUACCAAUGUAUCUAAGUGGAUAGCACUGAUUGAGAGAAGCUAUGGAAAUGAAGCCUGCUCCUUCGUUACUAAGGUUCUUAAUGCGCAGAAGGCUGGUUUCUCUGCUGCAAUUGUUCACAAUGUGGGUUCUGAUGCCUUGAUUCCAAUGGGGGAUGAUGGCUUUGGUGACAAAAUCAUUAUCCCAUCUGUGUUCGUGUCUGAGAGUGACGGGACCCAGCUCAAUACAUUAUACAGCUAUUAUGCUUCUCCCACUCACAAGUAUUCCAUUAUGUUGGACCCUAGAGAUUCAGAGUUUAACCCCAACUUGUAUCUUGUGCCUUUUGCUGUAGUUGUAGGGGUGUGUUUUAUACUCAUGGUUGUGUUCAUGCUGGGAAGAUGGAUCAAUGACAUGAGGAAGAAGAGAAAGAAUCGCUUGUCAAAGGCCAAUUUAAAGAAACUGCCUGUUGAGAAGUUUAAGAAAGGUAUGCAAGAGCAGAUCUGUUUCGGGUAUUCCAUUAUGUUGGACCCUAGAGAUUCAGAGUUUAACCCCAACUUGUAUCUUGUGCCUUUUGCUGUAGUUGUAGGGGUGUGUUUUAUACUCAUGGUUGUGUUCAUGCUGGGAAGAUGGAUCAAUGACAUGAGGAAGAAGAGAAAGAAUCGCUUGUCAAAGGCCAAUUUAAAGAAACUGCCUGUUGAGAAGUUUAAGAAAGGUGAGAGUCAUUAUGACACCUGUGCCAUCUGCCUUGAUGAUUAUGAGGAUGGAGAGAAGCUGAGAUUAUUACCUUGUCAGCAUGCCUACCACCAGCAGUGUGUGGACCCCUGGCUGACCAAGAACAAGAGGGUCUGCCCAGUCUGCAAAGCCAAGGUGUUCCCCAAGGAGAGGAGGAGAAGACGCAGCGCAGACAGCAGCGAGUCCAGCAGCGAUGAGGAGGAGGGGAGUAACACCGUCUCCGAGUCAACCCCUUUACUAUCCACUGCCACUGGUGGGAGGGGAGGAUCCACCUUUGAACACUCUGGUUUGCCUGCCUCCAUGAGGGCUGAAGUCACUCUCAUAAGUGACACACCCAGCAGUAGCCAAUCUCCGGAAACUAGCAGUGAAUCUGAGGGGGAUGAGAUCCCAUUCACUCCAUUGGUGCAUGCCAGUCACCCCCCUAAAAAUGCAGCUCCAUCUGGUGGCAGUCAUGUGACAGGGUCAUCUGGGGAGGUAGCUCCAUCUGGUGGCAAUCGUGUGGCAGGACAAUCUCGUGAGGAUGACCUAACAGUACCAUUGGAGGCUGAAGCUGUGAACUUGGCUUAUGAGGAUGAGGAGGAGGAAAAGGAGAGGAAAGAUGUGGAAGUACAUAUAGAUGGUGCUAAUGGUGGUACAGACACCGAAGUUGUGUUUUCUACGGAAAAACCAAAGGAAGAAGAGAACAAAGUUGAGGGCACUCGGGGCAAUGGGAACAAAACAGAUAUUGUAUGAGAAGUAUCAGUGAAAAUGAGUCAAAUAUGGUCAGUAGAGGUUUAAGUUUAUUUUUGGUCCUGAAAUGAGAUCUGUCUGACCUAGUUAUUUAUCCCCAUCAUAACCUUUUGUUGUCAACUUUAAAAAAAAA